AUGACUGCAAGGCCGGAAACUCCUUUGCGCCGCAUUUCUAGUGCUGGUUCAUCUCCAGCAAGUCAUUCGAGAACACCUAGCCGUAGCUUAAUGCUGGGUGGCUCAGAGCUUAGGAUUAAUGCUUUGACACCUCAUGGAAGGGCGGCUUUACGAGAAGUUGAGGCACGACGAGCAGGGCUGACCCCAGGAAAGGAUAGAAGACGAAGUGGCAGACAGCAAAGAGAAACACCUCGAGAUGUAUUGAGGUUAUUGAGCAGAACCUUGGCCCCCCAAACUCGCCCGACAGUUCCAUCCCCUCAAAGAGCGCCCAGUAAUUCUAGAAGGCAAACUUUGCUCUUAGACGAUGAUUUUGACGAUGGCCCAAAUCUUGUACCCCCUCGACUUUCAAUACCCCUGGAAGACGAGAACGAGGAAGACGAGAACGAGGAUGACGAAAGUCUUUUACUGCCGAGUCUAGCGGCCCUAGAGGACGAAAACUUGACUGCACGAUCCAUCGAGCUUCCAAGGAGAGCUGUCAGUGAACGUCCGAAUAGGUUAUCCUCAAGGGGUGGUUUCGGGAGUAUACGUGAGAGCGACCGUUUCGGAAACAUGUACGAGGCAGAGCUAGGGAUAGACGACAUGGAACCGAGCUUCUUAAAUGGAAACGAAUAUGAGAAUGAAGAUUUUCCAGACAUGGCAAACACCCCAUUCUUCGGGAGUGACCACACAGGGAUACAAGGAGAAUUCGAGACUGGAUCGCAUCGACGCUCCCUUUUGCCAGGCCGAAGUAGUGAUAUUAGACCAUCCAACUCGCCAUCCGAGGAUAGAGACGCAACAUUUGUGUUCACAGUUCCGCAGCCGGAAAUUUCAGUCCAACUUGAGCCGUCUCUAUCCCCGGACACUACUCAAAUUGGAGGUCCUGAUAUGAGUGUACACUCUCCACCCUCUGAUAAUAUACAAGAAGAUGGGUUUGCAAUGAGCGAAGAAGUCAUGAAUGGCGACAAUGACUUCCCAAGGUUGUCGUUCGGCACAUUUGAAGACUCUCGUCUUAGCGACAAUGAAGCCUCUAAGGUUAUGCAGAAGGCCAUAUCUGAAACUUCGAAGAGAACAUUACAGAAAAAGAACAACAAAGUUUCAAAACAUGGGCUGAAAUAUUCGUCGUUGCCUCUAGCUGUGGUAAAGAAACAAGCCAUGAAUUUGGUAAGGAAUAGAGCUAGUAAAGGAAGCAAGCUGAGUAGGGAUACUCUUGAUGCGAUUAUGCAAGCAACCGACUGGUUUUUCGAACAGAUUAGUGAUGAUUUGGGCACGUAUUCUGAACAUGCUGGGCGAAAGACUAUCGAUGAGAGUGAUGUUUCAAUGCUGAUGAGAAGGUAUUUAUCUGAACGUGAUUUAAAACCUUUAUACACGCUGAGUAUUUUACAGACAACGCCAGACCAAUGCUACAACGACGCCGUUUUCUCUUGCACAGAGCCGGUUACCUAG
Molecule: messenger RNA, 1461 nt
Organism: Sclerotinia borealis F-4128
Lineage: Eukaryota; Fungi; Ascomycota; Leotiomycetes; Helotiales; Sclerotiniaceae
Source: the annotation of a GenBank genome assembly